Molecule: messenger RNA, 1399 nt
Organism: Diuraphis noxia (Russian wheat aphid)
Lineage: Eukaryota; Metazoa; Arthropoda; Insecta; Hemiptera; Aphididae
Product: protein TAPT1 homolog
Biological process (GO): positive regulation of cilium assembly
Cellular component (GO): ciliary basal body; endoplasmic reticulum membrane
Source: RefSeq, a predicted model, not a curated record
UGAAAUUUGGUAUUCUUUAAUUUGUUCUCAGUGACAGUAAGAUAUGGUACAAUUUAGUUAUUAAUUGUAUUCGUUACUUGUUGCUUGUUUGUUGCCUGAUUACGUUAAGCCCGGUAACGGAGAGACUGGGAGUUUUUAAAUUUUUUGMGAAAUGAACCAAGUCGAGAUGGCUGCUAAGAAGUCGGCCAGCUUAGGCUCUUUGUGGGAUGUUAUCCUUUUAGAAUUAAAACGUGGCUAUUCUCUAGAAAAUAAUGAAAAAGAAUUUUUAGACAGGACACAAAAAGUUUAUAAUUUUAUGAAAAUACCCUUCGAAGUAGAACGAUUCAUAUUMUAUGGUAUUUGUCAGUGUGUGGAUUCAUUCCUAUUUGUCUAUACUUUCUUACCAUUACGGGCAUUAGUCACAUUUAAAUCAUUAAUUUGUUGCUACUUUUCAAAAUUGAAGGACAACCAUAACAAAAAACUGUUAUCUCCUGCUGAAAUUUGCAACUUGAUAAAAAUGGCUAUACUAAUAACAUGUUUGAUGAUGUUAUUACCGUGGGAUACUUCUAUGAUAUAUCAUGUAAUUAAAAGUCAGUCGGUUAUUAAGUUAUACAUAUUUUUUAACAUGUUAGAGGUUGGAGACAGAUUAUUUUCAUCAUUUGGCCAAGACAUAUUAGAUGCAUUGUUUUGGACCGCUACUGAACCUAAAAAUAGUCAGCAUGUACAUUUUGGCGUUUUACCACAUUUUGUUAUUGCUGUUUUGUAUGUCUUCUUACAUAGCAUACUUGUAUUAUGUCAAGCUACCAUAUUGAAUAUUGCCAUUAAUUCUAGUCACAGGGCACUACUACCAAUUAUGAUGUCAAACAAUUUCAUAGAAUUUAAUGGAAGUGUGUUCAAAAAGUUUAAUAAAACAACUUUGUUCCAAUUAUCUUGCAGUGAUGUCCGUGAACGAUUCCACUUGUUCAUAUUAUUACUAAUAGUUGUAGUGCAAACAAUGAAAGAAUACCAAUGGACUAGUGAAUCAUUUUGGGAGUUAAUGCUUGACUGCAUGUAUAUUAUGAUAUUAGAAAUUAUAAUUGAUUGGACAAAACAUGCAUUCAUCACUAGGUUCAACGAAAUCAACUUAUCAGUAUACAAUGACUAUUUAUUGAGCCUUGCUUAUGACACUGAACAAUCAUAUGAUAAAAAGGCUUUCACUGAUCACUCGGAUUUGGUAGCAAGACGAAUGGGAUUUAUUCCAAUUCCAMUUGGAGUAGUUAUAAUUAAGGUUCUAACUAGAUGUGUGUCUAUUGAUGGGCAACUAGUUUCCAUAAUUCUACUAUUGACUACAUUUAUAUGUCUAGUCACAUUGAAAAUUCUUAAUCUUGUUUAUAUAACAGGAAGAGCUUGCAAGAUGAUAGACCUCAAUAAAACUAUGUGA